GCCGGGCUCAGGUGAGCGCGCCUCCCGCCGCCGCUGCCCUAAAUGCCCCCGCCGCGCCGAGCCGGGCCAUGGAGCUGAUGGAGCAGCGCCUGCUCGACGCGCUCGCCUACCUGGAGAGCGCGCUGGGCGUCCUGUGCAUGCUGCUCGUCCGCCGCUUCGGCACGUCCUACGGCCGCUACUGGUCGCCGGGCUCCGCCUGGCCGGUGCCGGCGCGCUCCGGCUGGGUGCUGCAGGAGCUGCCCUCGCUCGCCGUGCCCCUCCUCCUGUGCGCCCACGCGCCCGCCGAGCGCCUCGCCCGCUGGCCCAACGGCGUCCUGCUGGCCAUGUUCCUCGUCCACUACGCGCACAGGUCCUUGAUUUUCCCAUUUCUGAUUCGAGGGGGAAAACCAAUGCCACUCUACUCGUGGACUUUGGCAUUCGUAUUCUGUGCCUUUAAUGGCUACCUGCAAGGCAGGUACCUGAGCCAGUAUGCGGUGUACGAUGAGGACUGGGUCACCGAUCCCCGGUUCCUGACAGGUUUCAUCUUGUGGUUAACGGGCAUGCUGAUAAACAUCCAUUCGGACCACAUCCUAAGGAAUCUCAGAAAACCGGGUGAAACUGGAUACAAAAUACCAAGGGGAGGCUUAUUUGAAUAUAUAACUGCAGCCAACUACUUUGGAGAAAUAAUUGAGUGGUGUGGCUUUGCGCUUGCCAGCUGGUCCAUUCAAGGCCUGGCUUUUGCCCUGUUCACAUUUUGUUUUUUGUUCAGCAGAGCAAAACAGCAUCACCAGUGGUACCUCGAUAAGUUUGAAGAUUAUCCAAAGUUCAGAAAAAUUUUAAUUCCAUUUUUGGUUUGAGUACAUUGUCAAUGAAAUUAUCAACGUGAAGAUUUUCAAUGAUUUUUCUCUAAGAAAUAUUAUAAAUGAAUUGUAUCUCUAUAGUUUUCCUGGCACUUGAUCUUUUUCAAGAAGUGCUCUAUGACUUUUUUCCAAGGAAAUUUGUAAGCUGCCUAGUAACAAAUGAAUCAGACUGAAAUACACGUUGCAGUGUUAUGGUCUGUAUUAGUUAGGGUUCUCUAGGGAAACAGAAUCAAUAAGAGGUAUCUGUAAAUAUAAGAUUUUGUAGAAGUGUCUCAUGCAACUGUGGGGAUGCACAAGUCCAAAUUCUGUAAGGCAGGAAGCGAACUGGCAACUCCUAUGAAGGUAUUUGAGGAACUCCUCAGCAAACGCUUCACUGGUCAGCUGAAGAAGAAGUGACGGUCCUCCAUCUGUCUAGCUUAAAAGUCUUCAACUGACUGGAUUAAAUCCAGCUGAUUGCAUUCUCUCAUUGUGGAAGACACGCCCAU
Messenger RNA from Choloepus didactylus (southern two-toed sloth), 1324 nucleotides. It is a transcript of the gene SRD5A1, whose product is annotated as steroid 5 alpha-reductase 1. Lineage: Eukaryota; Metazoa; Chordata; Mammalia; Pilosa; Megalonychidae. Gene Ontology annotation, cellular component: membrane. The transcript has 5 exons. The coding region runs from base 69 to 836 and encodes 255 amino acids. Gene Ontology annotation, molecular function: 3-oxo-5-alpha-steroid 4-dehydrogenase activity. Gene Ontology annotation, biological process: steroid biosynthetic process. The record is from RefSeq and is a predicted model, not a curated record.